AAGCCGCGGGUGGCGGUAAGAAAAGCUGCAGCCGGGUCUUGGGAAACCGAGUUUGACGGCGAGCGCCGGAAAAGAAGUAAACUGAAGAAAUGAUGCAUAUGCAGAAGACCAAUCCAAACUUGUUCAGCUUAAAGGUUUUUUUCUGGCUUUGUCUCUUUGAACUUCUGCAUAGUAAUUCAGGUACUCCCAGUCAAAAAUUAAGGGUUGUAGUCCAAGAAGGAGACGAAGCCAGACUUCCUUGCAGUCACAAAAUCCCUGAAGGCUCAUCUCCAGCAUAUUACUACAUCUACUGGCAAAAGCCUAUUCCUAGAAUUACAAAGAUGUCAGACCGGGUUGUGAUUUCAUACAAGAACGGUGAAGAAGUUGAAUCAGAAAAGGACAGCUCUUACAUGAACAGAUCAAAGAUAGAUAAGAAUUUUACACUUUCACUCGCUUCAGUGACAGUAAAUGAUAGUGGAGAAUAUAAAUGUGUUGCCUUAUGGCCAAAUAACGUACAAACAUUAUUUGUCCAUUUAUCUGUAAUAGUUCCAUUUAGUACACCUAUUAUCCUGAGCAAUUUGUCCAGCAAUUUGUCCAGCAAUUUGUCCAGUGAACGUUGUGACUCAACAAAUUUGACACUGAUAUGUUUGUCUCAUGGAGGUUCUUCAGAGCCAAAGAUGUAUGGAUCUAUCAAUGAAAAGCCAGUGAAUUGGACUGUCACAAGCAACAAAAUAUUUGGUUGUUUUAAUAUUACUGGCACCUUGCAGUUAAGCACGACAGAAAAUAUAUUGAUCCAGUGCUCAGUUCAUUAUUUAGAUUUCCAAGUGUCAACCAACUAUAGCUUGAAUGUGACAAAUAACUGUUCUGAACCAACAUUGCCACCAUUGAUUUUACCUUUUUGGGUCCUUAUUUCUUCAAUAGUGAUCCUGGUUUUCUUUCUAGCCGGAGUAAUGCUAGGAAUACUCCAAUGCUAUGUUCACAAGCAUCGAAGGUCCACCACACAUAAGUCACUGGCAACAGAUGAAAUGGGACUCGAGGAACAAUCUAGUGGGCAGAAAUCUUCAAUGUUGGGGAGGUAAGCUUGGUGCUCUGCACUAUCCUCUUAAACAAAUGAAAAUAGAACUGAGUUGGAAAUAGCCCAUUUCAAUUUCGCCUUGCACCUAUAAGCUCUUCACAGAAGAUGCCCCCAGUUUCCAUAAACUCAUUUGAAAGAAAGGAGCCCAACAUCACUCUUGCUAACUAUUGUCAAACUG
Thamnophis sirtalis is the source of this 1232-nucleotide messenger RNA. The record is from RefSeq and is a predicted model, not a curated record. Lineage: Eukaryota; Metazoa; Chordata; Lepidosauria; Squamata; Natricidae.